UGCAAUCUGAUUGGCUAAAUUUUCAUUCCCACAUUUAGUUUUUUAUUUCACGUGGAAAAUAUGAUAGCAGAGGAAAAUUUAUUAUCUGGAACUAAAAUGAUUGCAGGCAUAAAUAAUGAUGCGCUCUAAAUUUCCUUCAAUUUUCAGCCUAAAGUGGAAAUUGCGAAAAAAUUGACAGGAGAUUAUUGAAAGAAAAUCCUUAUCCGAGCUGAUAUAAUAACAUGCCCCUCUAAAAUUACCCAAAAUCGGUUAUUUUCCAUCGUGUACAAGUUCAUAAAGCCAUAUAACGGACGAAAAGUAACCUUUUAUUAACUAACAGCUUACCAUAUAUUACCAUCAUUAUUACCAUAUUAAAACUUCACUAUUUUAUUACCAUUUCAUUAACUCGGCGUGAAAAACGUAAUUUUUUAUUUCGUGUUCAUUGUCUGUAUAGCUCUUAAAACAACUCCGUCAGUUUCUCCGUAAAAAGUAGGGCGAAAGUUGUCAAUCCUAUUAUUCAGUAUAACUUGUCGCCUUGGUGCAAAUUUCAUAUUUCGCCACCAUUUAGCUAAAUAAUCUUGUACCCCCAUUGAAUAAACAAUACCCUGUCAUUUUAGUAGCCCUGGGCACCGAACACAAGAAACCCUUUGGGUGAAAACCUUCAAAGUUACGCGCGAAAGGUGAAAUUCUGCUUAAUUUUGCAAUCAAAAACUCAGCACUUUCGCAGCAGAAAACACUCCAAAGUCGCUUUGAAAUACAGCUUUUAUACCUUCACAACUAAGUUAAUAACAGUUAUAACAGCUUAUAAGUGUUCGAAAGGUAACUGAUAGUUGUUCGGACCAAUCAUGUUUUAAAUUUUCUCCCAAGAAGCGCCUUUAUAUUUCACACUUUGCGUCAAUUUGGGUUAAAUUUAUCCAAUUUAUUACAAUCCAACUUGACUUGUGUUUCUAAUUUUGAGUUAAUUAUCGAAGAGGGGUUUUGAACCGUAAAAAUCUGUCACCAAUUAGUAAAUUUUAUUCGCUAGAUUUAUCGACCCAAUUUUGACCAGAUUUCUUUGAGUUUAUUUCGUUCAAAUGGUCAAAGAAAAAGUUAGUUUCCUUUGCGGAAACAUAAAGAAGAACAUUUUGCGUCGCGGUGGCACUACUGAAAACUCGGCCCCGAGUUCACCAGCUAUCACUCGCAGUUUUCCAAGUAAUUCUUCAUUCGACAAAAACUCACGAGGACAACUUAACUCAUCCGAGUCGCGAGAGGAAAUUUUAUGUAUUUUUGACAAGUCGUUGAAUUUCCAACAUGACUCCGACGAGAUUUCAACUUCGUUUGAAAUACCUCCCGAACCCCCUCCGAGGAUUUAUUUCCCGCCAGUGAAGUCGCCGAACUUGACUCGUACCCGCACCAGCCACGAAAGAAUUGAAUCGGGUCAAUUUGUUCACGUACAAAUCGAGACAAACCCGAAUCGAAACGACAAUCGAACGCCGUCCGAGCAUUCUCGCUCGACAGCUUCGGAGAUUUUCAGUCCUCAAGCGCCGAGUAUUUCAAGUCAUUCGUCAAAUUCGUCGACAGAGUCGUUUCAUUGUGAUGGCUGUCAUUGCUCGCAACGCUCGUCACAACAUAUAGCGAUGUGCGGGUCGCAUUUCAAAACCCGAGCCAUGACUUACAGCGGAAAUGACAACUACUCUAAAACGACUUCAAACUCGAGUCACCAGUCGGUUUCGAUUGGAAGUUCCGACUCGCUACACACGAGUAGUUUCGCCGAGCAUAACUAUUCCAUGACACAUCACAAACGAGAGUCGUCGGGAAACGAAGUUAUAAUCCCACCAAGAAUGAAGCCCUCGGCUCUAGCUUCGGGUAAAUCCGAGUUCAAUAACCGAAGAACGUCGGGUGUCGUGAUUCACAGGGUUCAUAAUUCGCAGUCGCCUCAACCUCCCCCGUUUCUGCCUCCAAAAAAUUUUAUGCCCUCCUCGUCUUCGUCAGGUAAGAAAUGUGAAUGUACAAAUUGUAAAAUCGCAUACGGAACUUCAACCAGUAGUAGCAGUUCGAAUCACUCGAUUCAGAACCAAGCAUGUGAAUCUGUUGCCCUCUCACGGUCAAAAGAGGAAAAUUCAAUGACACUCAUGGAGCCAUGCGCGCCUAAAAAGUCGUCAAGGCUGUGUGAGCGGAAAAUUCAGAAAGAUUGUCCCGAAUAUGAAAACCAUUUGGAAAAUUCCAACGUUAGCGAGUCGAGUUGGCCCGAAAUAGGCGAAGUUGUUCCGACCGUUUCGGCUUUCUACCAGAGCAAAAAAUGCAAACGACGAAGUUCGUUUUCGAAGUCAUUUGACAAAGUUGAAAUGAGUUUGAAAGUCCACGACGAUUUCCGACCCAUUGAUGUUGAGCUGCACCCGAAACCAAUUGCAUUUGAUCCGACCUAUACGGCAAACACUCAUCCGGAUAUUUUGCUGAUGAAGAAAACACGACGAAAUUUACUUCUGACAAAC
This is a messenger RNA of Symsagittifera roscoffensis, 2450 nucleotides long. RefSeq lists its product as uncharacterized. Gene Ontology annotation, cellular component: phosphatidylinositol 3-kinase complex. Gene Ontology annotation, molecular function: 1-phosphatidylinositol-3-kinase regulator activity. Gene Ontology annotation, biological process: phosphatidylinositol phosphate biosynthetic process. The record is from RefSeq and is a predicted model, not a curated record. NCBI's taxonomy places the organism in Eukaryota, Metazoa, Xenacoelomorpha, Acoela, Convolutidae.